GGAACGGCCUCGUGUUUCCAUUUUUACCAUUUGGCUCAUCCAACUUUGAUAUAGUCGCCAUGUUGCGAGCUUCCCUGUUCUACCUCGAUUGUUCCACCAUACCAUUAGCCACCAACGAAUCCUCCCACGUGUUUGCGGCUUGUUCAUAAUAUUCACCCCGCGUUUCCUUCAAAAGGGGACGCUGCCUAUCUAUUCCAGUUCCUGAGCCCCACCUUUCCGGCGUACCUCCCCACCAUCCAUUCAUGCUCUGUCUUGGGUCUGGAUCGACGUGCGACGUUUGCCUCGAACCCUUUGGUAUUGAUACCAAAGCACCCUGCUCAAUUGAGUGUGGACAUGUUUUCUGCCUGAAUUGUCUCAAUCAGAUCACGCGUCUCAAGUGUCCUCUUUGCCGAAGCCGCUUUGAGCCACGGGGUUUCGUGAAGCUUCAUAUUGACGUAGAUGAUGUUCGGUCGUCGUCUCAUUUCCCUGAGCGACCACCCAGCGCUUCUCCAGCUGAGCUGGAGGCUCGACGGCUGCAGGAGGCCAUCGCGAAUAUUGCUAACGAAGGGUCGACAGAGGCGAGCCUUCGACAGCUCAUCCAGGAUUGCAAGUCCUUCCUCGCUGGGCAACCGCGUAAUCUGUUUACAGAGCUGCGGUUCAUUCAUCGAGUCGUGUCAUAUCUAUGUAACGUCAAGAGCGAUUUGCUCAAGACCAAGCGCGAACUUGCGCAUUUGGCGACGGAGAAAGCCCGAUCAGAUCAGAUGGCGGGUGAUCUCGAGGCAGACAUGAAGAGAGAUAGGAGGAAUGCACAAGCGUUGGAGGACAAUUUGCGGGAUUAUUGCAGCAAGGCUCAAGGAGCGUACUUCGGUGUUGCUGAGUGAGCCGCGUCCUCGUCUCCAACAUCCCCAUCGCUGACGUGUUCCUCUUUCGUCCCAUCAUCAGACUUUAUCUUCAUGCCGAAAGCGAGAGGACUAGGUUAAGAGACGUUUUACGUCAAUACGGUAUCCCUGAUCCUUUAUCCCAGUCUGAACAAGUCCGCAAGGCGAGCG
Messenger RNA from Guyanagaster necrorhizus, 1028 nucleotides. RefSeq lists its product as uncharacterized. NCBI's taxonomy places the organism in Eukaryota, Fungi, Basidiomycota, Agaricomycetes, Agaricales, Physalacriaceae. The record is from RefSeq and is a predicted model, not a curated record. The transcript is spliced from 4 exons. The coding region runs from base 243 to 860 and encodes 205 amino acids.